Messenger RNA from Nylanderia fulva, 2403 nucleotides. RefSeq names its product 1,4-alpha-glucan-branching enzyme (gene AGBE). The record is from RefSeq and is a predicted model, not a curated record. Gene Ontology annotation, cellular component: cytoplasm. Gene Ontology annotation, biological process: glycogen biosynthetic process. NCBI's taxonomy places the organism in Eukaryota, Metazoa, Arthropoda, Insecta, Hymenoptera, Formicidae. Gene Ontology annotation, molecular function: 1,4-alpha-glucan branching enzyme activity; cation binding; hydrolase activity, hydrolyzing O-glycosyl compounds.
UAGGUAACUUGUCACACAUUUGUCCACGUCUCUGCUUUUCGUUUGGACCCAUUCCGCCUUCUCCUGCGUCAACGAGAUGCGAACAUCGCGUCAUUCACGACGGAGAGGGGAUCACAGACCUGGAAGGGGUCACCUUGACGUGUCAUUCAAAUUUUAGCCGGUUCCUAUGACUUGAUUACGCCGUCGAUUAAUCUGUGUUUGAACGUCGUCGAAUUAAAAACAUGGGUGGAAAAUGGUCCAGCAUGGAUCCCUCGCAAGUCGAGGUUCCGCAGUUACACCUACUUCUGGAGAGAGAUCCAUAUUUAAAGCGACACGAGACAGAUAUUCGCCGGAGGUAUGCCAUGUUUAAGGAUUAUGUUACAAGAAUAGAGGAAGGAGAUGUAGACUUGAACCAAUUUACAACUGCGUACAAAUACUUUGGCAUUCAUAUUCAAGAUGACAAUAGUGUCAUUGCAAGAGAAUGGGCACCUGGUGCACACGAAGUAUUUCUGACUGGAGAUUUCAAUAAUUGGAACAAAACUGCUACACCAUACAAAAGAUUAGAAUAUGGAAAAUGGGAACUGCAUUUAUCUGCAAAUGCAGAUGGCAGUUGUCCUUUGAAACAUAUGUCUGAAGUAAAAAUUAUUAUAAAGAAUGUUAAUGGUGAAUUGUUCGAAAGGCUGAGCCCUUGGGCGGUUUAUGUAACGCAGCCACCAAAUAAAGCAGAAGGAACCACUUUUAAACAACGUAUAUGGCAUCCAGAACAUGUAUACAAGUUUAAACAUCCUAAACCAAAGAAGCCAGAAAGUUUAAGAAUUUAUGAAUGUCAUGUUGGAAUUGCUACACAGGAGGGACGUGUCGGCAGUUACUUGGAGUUUGCCAAAAAUGUGAUACCAAGGAUUGCAAAGCAAAAAUACAAUGCGAUACAAUUAAUGGCAAUAAUGGAGCAUGCUUAUUACGCUAGUUUUGGAUAUCAGGUAACUUCCUUCUACGCUGCUUCCUCUCGCUAUGGAACUCCGGAAGAAUUGAAAGAGCUGAUAGAUGUGGCGCACCAACAUGGUCUCUAUGUUCUGCUAGAUGUGGUACAUUCACAUGCUUCCAAGAACACCUUGGACGGACUGAACAUGUUCGACGGUACAGACUCAUGUUUCUUCCAUAGUGGUUCUCGCGGCGAGCAUUCGUUAUGGGACAGCAGAUUAUUCAAUUAUGCGGAAUACGAAGUACUUCGAUUUCUACUCUCCAAUUUACGUUGGUACAUCGAAGAAUAUGGUUUUGAUGGAUUCAGAUUUGACGGAGUUACAUCGAUGCUGUAUCAUUCGAGAGGCUUAGGACAAGGUUUCACUGGCAAUUAUGAGGAAUAUUAUAACUUAAAUGUUGAUGUAGAGGGUAUAGUCUAUUUGAUGAUCGCUAACCAUAUGUUGCACGAUAUAUAUCCCGAAAUCAUCACAAUAGCUGAAGAUGUUAGUGGAAUGCCGGGGGUUUGCAGGCCAGUCGCCGAAGGUGGAAUGGGAUUCGACUAUCGAUUGGCAAUGGCUAUUCCCGAUAAGUGGAUCAAGCUGUUGAAAGAAACCAAAGAUGAAGAUUGGAAGGUUGGUGAGAUUUGCUGGACCUUAAGCAAUCGAAGAUGGAUGGAGAAGGCGAUCGCUUAUUCUGAGUCUCACGAUCAAGCUCUCGUAGGUGAUAAGACGAUCGCCUUUUGGCUCAUGGACAAGGAGAUGUACACGCACAUGAGCACACUUAGUGACCGCAGUGCCAUUAUCUCUCGUGGCAUUGCCCUCCACAAUCUAAUCACCCUGAUAACGCAUGCUUUGGGCGGCGAAGCUUAUCUAAACUUUAUGGGCAACGAGUUCGGCCAUCCCGAAUGGCUUGAUUUUCCGAGAAUUGGAAAUUCAGACAGUUACCAUUAUGCUAGACGUCAGUGGAAUCUGGUGGACGACGACUUACUCAAGUAUAAAUAUAUGAACAAUUGGGAUCGCGCUAUCAAUACGCUGGAAGAGAAAUACGGAUGGCUGCAUGCUCAUCCUGCCUAUGUAAGCUGGAAGCAUGAAGAUGACAAAGUGAUUGUAUUUGACCGAGCUGAUGUAAUAUUUGUCUUCAACUUUCAUCCCUGUAAAUCGUUCCCUAAUUAUGCAAUCGGCGUAAAAAAUCCAGGAACGUAUAAAAUUGUAUUAUGCAGUGAUGAUGAAGAAUUUGGAGGAGAACGUCGUGUAGAUACAAACGUCCAACAUUUUACACAGCCAGAACCGUUUUCUGCAUAUCAACACAGGAUGAUGGUCUACAUUCCAUGUCGUACGGCUAUCGUUUACGCAAAAACUGAUUCGUAAACGGUUUUGUAAAAAGAGAGGUCUAUCCGAAAAUUGUAUAAUAUACGUAAAUGAAGAAAGUGAGAGCAUAUUUUUAUAGAAUAUAAUUAUAUAAAACCUA